This is a messenger RNA of Centruroides sculpturatus (bark scorpion), 2317 nucleotides long. RefSeq names its product protein DEK-like. The record is from RefSeq and is a predicted model, not a curated record. Gene Ontology annotation, biological process: regulation of double-strand break repair; chromatin organization. Bases 327 to 1598 code for a protein of 423 amino acids. Gene Ontology annotation, cellular component: nucleus. NCBI's taxonomy places the organism in Eukaryota, Metazoa, Arthropoda, Arachnida, Scorpiones, Buthidae. Gene Ontology annotation, molecular function: DNA binding; histone binding. The transcript has 12 exons.
AAUUAUUUAAUUAAAAUUUUCUGAAUAUUACUUACAACGAAAUCACCCGCCAGAGGGAGCAGAAGUUAAAAGUUGAAUUGUCCAAUGGCACUUCGCUAGGUUGUUUUGCCGUAACGUUUUCGUUUUUAGAUUCCGAGUUGGUCUAAUUUUAAACAACUUCGGUGACAUUUUGAGAAAUCUGUCGUUUAAAUUACAAGAAAUGUUUUAAUGAUCGACGUAAAUAAGUGUGAAUUAUAUCGUGAGUUUGGUUUUUAUGACAUUUAAAGUGUUAGGCCUAAGACUGCUUUUACCCGCCAUUUUAAAUAAACGAAAACAGUUAUAAGAUCAUGUCGGUGGAAUUUGAAAGUGUGGAAGGCAACGUGUCUUCAGAAGAUGAAUCGGGUGGAAAUGAAAUGAUAGAAAAGAAAGAAUCAUUAAGUCCAAAAAAGGAAGAGAAACCAUUAAAAGAAAAUAAUAAGAAGUCAUCCAUUAAAAAACAGAAAACUGAUGAUGAAGAUGAUAAUACAAAUGAUGAUGAGGAAGAUGACAAUGAUAAUGAGGAUGCAUCAGAUAAAAAUGCAGCUGAUAAAAGUGAAGAGGAGGAGGAAGAAGAAAAAGAUGAAGAACCAAAAUUGGGACUUUUAGAUCAACCUGUAGAGAUAUCUGGUUCUAGAGAGAGGAAAAAAGUACAACGUUUAGAAGUCAGCUUCACCACUCCUUCUAAAGAAAAGCAUGAAAUUCCAGAAGGAAAUGGUGAAAAAUUAGGAGAUUGUCCAAGAAUUGAAUAUCAAAUUCAAAAAAGUAAAGUAGAAGAAUUAAAAAUAUUACACAGAAUUCUUUUCAACAGACCUGGUUCAGGAAUUGAAAUUAGGAAGAACUUGAGAAGGUUUAAUGGGUUUCCUUUUACGAAAGAAUCUUCGGAAUUUGAGAAGAAGAAAAAUAAUCUUGACAAAUUAACUCUUCCUGUAUUAAAGCGUGUUUGUGACAUCCUUGAUUUAGAAAGAUCUGGUACAAAAGAAGAUAUAGUAAGCAGAAUUUCAGAAUUUUUACUAUAUCCAAAAGCUUCGGGGAAGAGUGUACCCAAAACUAAAAAAAAAUCUUCAUCAAAGGGAGAAAAGAAGAAACCAAAAUCAGAGAAAGAUAAAUCUGAUAAGAAAAAGAUCUCCAAAAAGAAAGAAGAUUCAUCAAGUGAAGAAAAAGAAGACACCAAUGAUUUUUCUGAGGAAGAAAAUGAAGAUGAUUAUGAUGCCAAUGAUGAUGAAGAUUAUGAAGAUGAGCCAAAACAGAAAAAGAGUAGCAAAGAUAAUCAAGCAAAGAAAAAAAAAGAAUCAAAAUCUAAAAAGUCAGAAGAAAAGAAAAGUUCAAAAUCUUCAAAAAAAUCAAAGAGAGCAGCAAAUUCAGAAGAAGAAUCUGAUGACGAGCCACUGGUUAAAAAAGCAAAGUCGCCUCCGUCGGAUGAAGAAAUAAAACAGUUGGUGAAACAAAUACUUGAUGGUGCAAAUUUAGAAGAAAUUACAAUGAAAAAAGUUAUUAAGCAGGUUUUCGAUGAAUAUCCAGAAUUCGAUCUGGGCGACAAGAAGAGUUUUAUUAAAGUUACGGUCAGAUCGUUGAUCUCUUGAGAAAAAUUAUCAUCAUUUUUUUUCAUCCCAUUUCCACUUGUUAAAACUUAUUUACCAGCAUUAAUGGAACUUUAAAAAAGUCAAUGUUGGAAUCAUUGUGUUCUAUCACUAUUACGGUCAAGAAGUAUCAACAUGUAUCAACUCAGAUUAUUUCUUGAAUUGGGGAAAAAGUGAAGGACGUCGCGUAUCGUGGAAAUGGCAACAAACAUUAAAAUCAUGUAACUGUACAAAAUUCUUUAAAAAGAAAAAAAGAUUUUAAAAAAACACUUUUUGUGCCCAUGUCGCCAGCACAAAACCCGUCAAAUUACCUUCUCGGUACCCAUGCAAGUUAACGAGGAAUUUUAACGAAAUUUUACGGAUAACCCAGUAUUCUAAAACACGAAAACGAAUUAAUUAUUCGGUCAUUUGUUCGUGCUGCUUUUUUUAAAAAAAUGAAAAAAAUAAAUAUAUAUGUAUUUAUUGUUGUUAUGUCUUAAUAAAAAUGAAUUAUUUAAUUGCGGUGUUUGAAGGUAUCCAGAAAUUUAUUUACAAAAAUUAUUUUUACCGGAUUUUAUCAUGGAAUUCUUAAUUUAUUAAUUAAUACUUCUAGUUUUGAGCUUCGUUCUCGUAAUUUAAUUUUUUUUAAUUAUAGUAAUUAGUAUUUUUAAAUUUAGACAGUCGAAAGCGAGCUCAUUUUGUGCUGGUGACAUUUUAAUACACCACGCUUGAAUUGUUUUAUA